Molecule: messenger RNA, 881 nt
Organism: Caenorhabditis elegans
Lineage: Eukaryota; Metazoa; Nematoda; Chromadorea; Rhabditida; Rhabditidae
Gene: set-11
Product: SET domain-containing protein
Exons: 9
Coding region: 1-837 (278 amino acids)
Biological process (GO): chromatin remodeling
Cellular component (GO): nucleus; chromosome
Molecular function (GO): zinc ion binding; histone methyltransferase activity; p53 binding
Source: RefSeq, marked reviewed
AUGCCAAUAAUUGGGAAGGAAUGGUUUACAGAUGUGGCGAAGCAGCAGCCAAUGGUGCUUUAUGAAGACAUAUCCCAAGGCUGUGAAAGAUUUGUGGUCCCCGUCUACUCAAAUCCUCGAUUUUUUAUGGAUUCUUCGCUUUUUGAAAAUUUCAAAUAUACUUCAAGAAUUAUCGACGUGGCGGGGCAAUUAGCUUGCCGGAGUGCUUCGCCAACUUUUAUGUGCCAAUGCGCUGGUCAGUGCUCAACAAAUUGUGAAUGCUCAUCAGGGGUUUUCGGGGAAGGAGGAACCGUAGAAAACAUGGAACUCCUCAUGUGGGACACAGUCCGAGAAUGCAACGAGUACUGUAAUUGUGCUCUGUGGUGUGGGAACCGAGUGGCGCAAAAAGGUGCCAUGUACCCUGUUGAGAUUUUCGCUCGGGAUCCUUGGUGUGGGUGGGGGGUCCGUGCAUCCGUCGACAUUGCAUUUGGCACAUUUAUUGGAGAAUAUGCUGGUGAGCUCAUCGAUGAUGAAGAAGCCAUGGAUAGGCAUGAUUCCACGUUUUUGUUCGAGACUAAAGUGGGCUCUGAAACUCUGACAAUUGACGCAAAAUACUCGGGAAAUUACACAAGAUUUAUCAACCACAGUUGUGCGCCAAAUGUUAAGGUAGCCAACAUAAGCUGGGACUACGACAAGAUUCAGCUCAUCCACAUGUGCUUUUUCACGGAUAAGGCUAUCAGAAAAGGCGAGGAGCUUACAAUAGACUACGGAGAAGCCUGGUGGGCUAACAAGAAAUUCCCGUGCCUCUGCAAGUCGUCGGAAUGUAGAUAUCAAUUUGGAAAUGAUCAACGAACCUGAGAAAAAUAAACAUUUUGGUUAUUAUGUGAUGAUUUACGAAUAGA